Molecule: messenger RNA, 1207 nt
Organism: Daphnia pulicaria
Lineage: Eukaryota; Metazoa; Arthropoda; Branchiopoda; Diplostraca; Daphniidae
Product: E3 ubiquitin-protein ligase RNF170-like
Exons: 5
Coding region: 189-1043 (284 amino acids)
Molecular function (GO): metal ion binding; ubiquitin protein ligase activity
Source: RefSeq, a predicted model, not a curated record
CUAGAGAAAAUAUGUGUACGUGAAAAAGGUUGUGAACGUUGAAAUUUAACGGUUCGUGAACGUUGGAUAAGUUGGACCUUGGACGAGUAAAAUAAUAUCCCACUCGUUAUCACAAGUUUUGUAGCAAUACAAAUUUUAAAAAAAACAACACAUACUGCCGGCCUGGUGUGAUAUUCCCAGUGGUUAAAAUGCUAGUGUCGUUGUUAAGUAUCGAAUGUGUUGGCGAAGAGGUUAUUCUCGGCACACUCGCUUUUGGGAUCGCCCUCGUUCUUUUUGGAUAUUACAUUAUGAGGUCUAAGAGACGAGAACAAACUGAAAUUAACCAACCGAGAAGAAGGUACAGUCAACAGAAUGAAUGUCCUGUCUGCCGCAAUGACAUUAAGUAUGAAGUGGAGACCAACUGUGGCCAUAUCUUCUGCUGUCGAUGUUGGCUUGCCUACAUGGCCCACAUGGCCCGUGGCAGUUUUGUAGGAGCAGUCCUUUGCCCUGUUUGCAGACAGCAGGUUACGAGCCUCUUCCAAGCUUUCAGCAAGAAUAAAUUGAAUCCCGUCAGUGCGUCAGAUGAAGAGCCAGAUUUAGCCAAUUUCAUCCGUGAAAUCAAUAGCUACAAUCGUCGCUACAGUGGCGAACCCAAACCGUUCUGGGAGAAUAUUCGCGAGCUUCCUAUUCUAUUCCGUCGCAUUUUAAGCCAAGUUUUUUCAGAAAGAGGCUUCUUUUACUUGUAUCGCCUUCGUGUCAUCCUUUCCGCGAUUCGUUGUGUGAUGACCCUCCUUUCACUGCUCGAUAUCAUACCGGUAGCAGCCUUCGGUCUGUUAGGCCAUGUCUUCGAUCUUUUAGCCCUUCUGAUGGUCGCCGUGAUGUUCAACACCAAUGUUAUCCGCACUAAUAUCGCUAAUAUUUUCGCCAAUUUUAAUAAUCAACCCCCAGAAGCAUAUGUAAUGUUUGGAAUGAUAUCUCAAGUGCUAGCUGAUUUUAUUGCUCUAGUUGCCAGGGCUUUUUUCUUUUUACUCGAUUCAAUCCCCUGGACAAUCAUCAUCUCUUAAUCGCUUGUUUGUUUCUUCAUCCAUCCAAGAGCAAGGAAUUUGGUAUUUGUAAAAAUCUGAUACGAUGUUAAUGUUUUUUUGUCCAAAUUGAACAAAAUCCCUUUUUUAACAGUUGUAUAAAUAACACAAAGAAAAAAUGCAUCACCUUCGUGUUUUUCGAAAGA